Messenger RNA from Ornithodoros turicata, 1022 nucleotides. RefSeq lists its product as uncharacterized. NCBI's taxonomy places the organism in Eukaryota, Metazoa, Arthropoda, Arachnida, Ixodida, Argasidae. The coding region runs from base 333 to 1022 and encodes 229 amino acids. The record is from RefSeq and is a predicted model, not a curated record. The transcript is spliced from 7 exons.
UGUUUCUGCAAAUGCGCGCCAGAAAAAGUACACAUGAAACACCGCGACCGGCUGUGAUGUACCAGACACUCCUAGCCCCCACCAGCACCCUACGUAUUUUUUUUUUUGCGACAUCCCUCUAUAACUUGCAUUAUUCAGAUUCACUGUUUCUCCUGUGUCUUUCUUUGCUCAUGUAACCCAGCAUUUUUGUGAACUAGCAACGUCAUUUUUGUGAGCUAGUGAGAGCAAAGGAGGCAGCUUUCCAACAGAAUAAUAAUUAGGCAUUACAGUUUUAUGCAUCAUGUCCCACAUCAGGUGCUCAAUUUCUGUCACAGGUGAAGAGAAGCAGCUUGAUGGAAUCUGCUUCAGGUGCGUAUGCAGGAGUAUCAGCCUCUACAAGUGAUGCAAGUGGGAGUUCAGUUCUGCAGCACAUGACAGCCACAUCAUCAGAGGAUGUUCUCGUCCUGGAUGAGCUGCCCCUUCAGCCUUUGGUUCCAUACCAGACUGUCAGCCAAUAUGGCUUUUUGUACACUUUGGUGCCACAGAAACAACGCUUGAAGGGUGGAAAGACGGCAAAUGAGAAAACACAGACAGCUGUUCCCACUGCAACACUUGCCACUCAAACAGGCAUCCUUAUGCCAAGCAGGGGAACUCAGACAGCUAUAACCUUCCCACCCACUGGUGCACUCUCCUUUACAUCCUCACAAGUUGCAGCAGAGUGUCUAGAAACCAGUGGAGACAAAGGCGCAGCUGUUUCUUUAGCAGAGGCUUUGCUGCCACAUGAUGACGCAGCACAGCUUUGUGUUGUCCCACUGGAGCAUGCUAGCCUUUCGACGUCACCGCCUGGUGGCCGUACCUCUACUCCAGUGCCUGUGGACUUAGACACGACGGAUGUGUCCACAUGCCCACCCGACCCAAAGGAUGUGAGAUUCCAGUUGUCUGAAACCGCAGAAAGCUCAGACACUGAAGAUGAAGCAGACAAGAUGUUGCAACCACGAGGGCUUUCAAAAUCUCGUGGGCAUCAAACACCAAAUCCAGAUUAG